This is a messenger RNA of Melospiza georgiana, 4646 nucleotides long. RefSeq names its product mannose receptor C type 2 (gene MRC2). Gene Ontology annotation, molecular function: signaling receptor activity. Lineage: Eukaryota; Metazoa; Chordata; Aves; Passeriformes; Passerellidae. The transcript is spliced from 29 exons. The record is from RefSeq and is a predicted model, not a curated record. The coding region runs from base 1 to 4641 and encodes 1546 amino acids.
AUGCAGUUAGCGUGGGUGAGCACUUUGUGCUGGGUCCCAUGCCCAGGAGCCACCCUUGGUGAUGCCACAGUAGAUACAGACACCCACCUGUGUCACUCUGCCCGCAGCCCACCAGCAGGAAUGGGCAUUGGGGCAAACCCUGAGUCAGUGCUGAAGGGAAGUGGUGGUCCCCAGCAUGCCAGGUGCUGUGCCCAGGGAUGCAUGCCAAAACUUGCUUUGCACAGAGCCAGAAUAUCCUGUCAAGAGUCAGGGCCAUGCGUGGCACAUACUGAAUCUCACCCCUCAAUGCUUUCACCCUUUCCGUUUGUUCUCUCCCCAGACUCCAAAGUCUUUCUCAUCUACAACACGGGCACGCAGGGCUGCCUGGAGACCAAGGACUCGCUGGUGCGACUGGCCAAGGGCUGCAACGCCAGUUCCACAGCCCAGCAGUGGAAAUGGGUCUCCCGAAAUCGCCUCUUCAAUGUGGGGGCCAUGCAGUGCCUGGGAGUAUCAUGGCAUGGCACCAAUGCCACAGCAGGGCUGCACCUCUUGGCCACCUAUGAGUGUGACCGUGAGUCAGUCAACAUGCGCUGGAGCUGCCGUGGGCUCGGGGAGCAGCUCUCGCAGCAUCUAGGUGCCCGCCUGGGCAAUUCCUCCCUGGACAGGGGGGACCAGGUGCAUGGCUCACAGUGGAGGACGUAUGGCACCGAGGAAGAUCUGUGCUCCAUGUCCUACUCUGAGAUUUACACCAUCCAGGGCAACUCCCAUGGGAAGCCCUGCACCAUCCCCUUCAAGUACGACAACCAGUGGUUUCACGAGUGCACCAGCACAGGACGGGAGGAUGGGCACCUCUGGUGUGCCACCACCCAGGACUAUGGCAAGGAUGAGCGGUGGGGCUUCUGCCCCAUAAAGAGCAAUGACUGUGAGACCUUUUGGGACAAGGACCACCUCACAAACAGCUGCUACCAGUUCAACUUCCAGUCCACCCUGUCAUGGCAGGAAGCCUGGAAUAGCUGUGAGCAGCAAGGGGCCAACCUGCUGAGCAUCACAGAGAUCCAUGAGCAGACCUACAUCAAUGGUCUGUUGACUGGGUACAGCUCCACGCUCUGGAUUGGCCUGAAUGACCUGGACAUCAAUGGAGGCUGGCAGUGGUCGGACAACUCACCCCUCAAGUACCUCAACUGGGAGAAUGACCAGCCCGACAACCCCAGUGAGGAGAACUGCGGGGUGAUUCGCACCGAGUCGUCCGGGGGAUGGCAGAACCGCGACUGUGGCAUCGCCCUCCCCUACGUCUGCAAGAAGAAGCCCAACGCCACGGCUGACCCCUUCCUGGCGGACUCGUGGUCAGAGGUGAAGGUGGACUGUGAGCCCAGCUGGCAGCCCUUCCAGUCCAACUGCUACCGGCUGGUAGGAGAGAAGAAGAGCUGGCAGGAGGCAAAGAAGACCUGCCUGCGGAGUGGGGGUGAUUUGGUCAGCAUCCACACGCUCUCUGAGCUGGAAUUUGUCACCAAGGAGAUCAAGCAAGAUGUGGAGGAGCUCUGGAUUGGCCUAAAUGACCUCAAGCUGCAAAUGAACUUUGAGUGGUCAGAUGGGACACCUGUGAGGUUCACGUACUGGCACCCCUUUGAGCCUAACAACUUCCGUGACAGCCUGGAGGACUGUGUUACCAUCUGGGGACCGGAAGGGAGGUGGAAUGACAGCCCGUGUAACCAGACCCUGCCCUCCAUCUGCAAAAAGCCUGGUCGGGUGAGCCAGGAGAAGGAGGAGGAUGACCACGGGUGCCGAAAGGGCUGGAAGUGGCACAGCCCAUCCUGCUUCUGGCUGGGUGAGGACCGUGUCCCCUACACUGACGCCCGCAAGACAUGCUCUGACUACAGCUCCACGCUGGUUACCAUCACCAACAGGUUCGAGCAGGCAUAUGUGAGCAGUCUCAUCUAUGGCUGGGAUGGGGAGUAUUUUUGGACAGCUCUGCAGGACAUCAAUGAGACGGGCGCAUUCCACUGGCUGAGCGGUGAUGAGGUGACGUACACUCACUGGAACCGCAACCAGCCCGGUUACAACAAGGGUGGCUGCGUGGCCCUGGCCACCGGCAGCUCCAUGGGGCUGUGGGAGGUGAAGAACUGCAGCACCUUCAAGGCCAAGUACAUCUGUCGACAGAACUUGGGCACCCCAGUCAAUCCUGAACUGCCCAGUCCUUUCCCCACACCCAGCCUCACUGCCACCUGCCCCCCAGGAUGGAGCUCCGACCCCAAACUACGUCAUUGCUACAAGGUAUUCAACUUCGAAAAGCUGCAAGAGAAGAAGACGUGGAUCGCUGCACAGGAAUUCUGCCGGGAGCUGGGAGCCCAGCUGCUCAGCCUAGGCAGCUAUGAGGAGGAGCAUUUUGUUGCCAACACCCUCAACAAGAUUUUUGGGGAGUCAGAACCGGAGCUCCAUGAGCAGCACUGGUUCUGGAUUGGCCUGAACCGGCGGGACCCUGCUGGGGACCAGAGCUGGAGGUGGAGCGACGGCCUGGGGUUUUUCUACCACAACUUUGACCGCAGCAACUAUGAUGAUGAUGACAUCCGGAGCUGCACAGUGCUGGAUCUGGCCUCCCUGCAGUGGAUGCCAAUGCAGUGUGAAGCCCAGCUGGACUGGAUCUGCAAACUGCCCAAAGGUGCCGAUGUGAAGGAGCCAGAGAUCACAACCCAAGGCAGCAAAGAGUGGGUGAAGUACCAGGAAGCCGAGUACAAGUUCUUUGAACACCACUCAACAUGGCUGCAGGCAAAGCGCAUCUGCAGCUGGUUCCAGGCUGAGCUGACGUCGGUGCACAGCAAGGCCGAGCUGCACUUCCUGGGCCAGAACCUGAAGAAGUUCUCCAGGGGCCAGGAGCAGCACUGGUGGAUUGGGCUGCACACCUACGAGAACGACGGGAGGUUCAAGUGGUCUGAUGGAUCCCUCCUCAACUUUGUCUCUUGGGCACCAGGCAAGCCUCGGCCCAUCAGCAAGGACAGGAAGUGUGUGUACAUGACAGCCAGCCGAGAGGACUGGGGGGACCAGAAGUGCAUGACAGCACUUCCUUACAUCUGCAAGCGAAGCAACGCGACAGCUGUGAAGCCUUCCCUCUUUCCGGUACCUGCUGCCACAAGUGGGGGCUGUCCCCAAGGCUGGCUGCCCUUCCUCAGCAAGUGUUUCAGCUUCAAUGGCCACAACAAAGGCGAGAUAGUGAAGUGGCCAGAGGCGAAGCAGUUGUGUGAGAGCCAGGGCGCCAUCCUGGCCACCAUUGCCAGCCCCCUGGAGCAGGCCUUCAUCACUUCCAUGCUGCCCAACAUCUCCUUGGACCUCUGGAUUGGCCUGCACGAUGCCCAGGGGGAGUUCCAGUGGGUGGAGGGGGAACCGCUGCGGCACGUGAGCUGGGCACCUGGAGAGCCCUCAGGCUGCAGCUCCUCCAGCCCCAAUGACAAGCUGACCAACUGUGUUGUGGUGUGGCAUGGCUCACCCCCUCUCUUCACGGGACGCUGGGAUGACCGGAGCUGCCUGGAGGAGAAACACGGCUAUGUCUGCCAGCGGAGCAUAGACCCGGCCCUGAGCCCUGCGCAGGCACCAUUCCCCCCUUCUCCUACUGGCACCCUCUUUUACCACAACAGCACUUACCGCAUCCUGCAGAAACCCCUCAGGUGGCACGAGGCGCUGCUGCUUUGCGAGACCCUCAAUGCCACCCUGGCCACCAUCUCCAACCCUUACAGCCAGGCCUUCCUCACACAGGCCGUCAGCAGCCUGCAGGCUCCGCUCUGGAUUGGGUUGGCCAAUGAUGAGGGAGGCCGGAGCUACUCGUGGCUGACGGAGGAGAAUCUCAUCUACACCAACUGGCAGGACGGGGAGCCCCAGCAGAUCACUGGCUGCUCCUACAUGGACACGGACGGGAGCUGGCGCACAGCUGGCUGUGACACCAGGCUGCAGGGGGGCAUCUGUCAGUUCCAAACAGGUCACCCCCGCACGCACAAGUGGACCUACAGUGGCAGCUGUCCCAAAUCGCUGGAGGACUCGUCCUGGAUCCCCUUCCGGGAUCACUGCUACACCUUCCACAUGGAGAUCACUCUUGGGCAGAAGGAUGCCAUGAAGAGGUGCCAGAAAGUUGGCGGCACAGUGUUGUCCAUCCAGGAUGAAAUGGAGAAUGUCUUUGUGUGGGAGCAUCUCCAGGCGUACGAGGGCCUUUCCAAGGGGGCCUGGCUGGGCAUGACCUUCAACCCCAAAGGUGGCACCUUGGUUUGGCAUGACAACAGUGCUGUGAACUACUCCAACUGGGGCCAGCACGACACGGGGCCCAGCAUGCUUAGCCAGAACAGCUGCUACUGGAUCCAGAGCAGCAAUGGCGUGUGGCGUUUAGGCUCCUGCACAAACGUAACCAUGGGGGUCAUUUGCAAGAUCCCCCGAGUGGAGGAGAGCAGCUUUUCCAGGGCAGCUCUGCCAGAGAACACAACAACCAUCGCAGUGGUUGUGCUGUCGACACUGGCACUGUGCACCGUGCUGGGGGUCGUUGUCUUCCUGUACAAGCGCCGACAGGGCGCAGAGCGGGGCGCCUUCGAGAGCGCUCGCUACAGCCGCACCACCUCCAACCCCAGUGAAUCUGCUGAGAAGAACAUCCUGGUGUCAGACAUGGAGAUGAACGAGCAGCAAGACUAAUGGCA